Messenger RNA from Mollisia scopiformis, 1679 nucleotides. RefSeq lists its product as uncharacterized. The record is from RefSeq and is a predicted model, not a curated record. Gene Ontology annotation, molecular function: SUMO ligase activity; zinc ion binding. Gene Ontology annotation, cellular component: Smc5-Smc6 complex; nucleus. Lineage: Eukaryota; Fungi; Ascomycota; Leotiomycetes; Helotiales; Mollisiaceae. The coding region runs from base 181 to 1533 and encodes 450 amino acids. The transcript has 3 exons. Gene Ontology annotation, biological process: protein sumoylation; double-strand break repair via homologous recombination.
CAAAAGAUUGCAUGGUGAAAACCGUUUGAAGCUACGUAGAAAAUUUAUGAGGAUAGAAGACCAUUUAGCGUACCGUAGAAAUUUAGCCCCUCCCACAUCGCGUCUUCCCUAACUUCUUCGACGCGUUCCUCUUCGCGACAAUAUCAUCACGACGACACGACCCUCACAAACUCCUUCACCAUGGCUUCCGUCAGCAGACGCCUGGUAUCUCGCUCACGCCUGAACGAAGAAUCAUCUCCAGCACCUCGCGGGCGUGGCAGAGAAUCGCGAGCACCUGCUCGGCAGCAACAUGAUCUCCCACCAUACGAGCCACCAGCCUGCCCUCUGACCGUAGAUGCCAAGCGCAAGCUCGAUGAUCUCAGAACGAAUCGCAGUACUGCGAAAUAUGCGAAUCACAUCAAGACCGCGUUGAAGACGGUAUCGGAGUCCGCAGCGAGAUGCAACGAAAGACUUACGGAUCGCAAAGAGGCAGUCGCCAAAGCGGCCGAGAAGAGGAAGGGCAAAGGCAUCGAGGAUGCAAAUAAGUCGCAGGCGGAAAUCGAUGAAGAGAAUUAUGUGAGGCAGUUCAGUAAGCAGGUCAAGACGGGUACGGAGAAGGCAGACAUUGCUGUUAGAGAGCUCAUUGAUCUGGGAGAUGAACUGGCUGUCCAGGACACUAUUCUCAGAGAGGUGGAUGAGAAUAUUACAGCCGCUCCUGCUCCUCGCCCAGCUAGACGACAGAGGGACGGUGAAGAAGAAGAUGCCGAGAAUGAAGCUGAUGCUCCCGCUGAUGAUCCGGAAAUCAUGAGUGCGAUCGAGCUGCUGAAGAAAGCCAAGGAGGAUUAUGCUAGGCAAUAUCAAGCAAAGAGCUUGAUGCAACGGUAUGCCGACCACAAUGACUAUAAGGGUUUCAAACGGCAAGUACACGAUGCACAACAUACUGGACAAGACAAGCCUCCACUCCCACGUGCCAGUGCUUGGUUUCCAGAGGAGAAUGGUGGAAAUGCCGAAGAAAGUGAUGACGAGGUCAUAAUUGAGAGUUCUACGACUGCUCUCAAGUGUACUUUCACUCUGCAAUAUUUCGAAGUACCCUAUAGCAACAACAAAUGCCCCCAUACAUUUGAAAAAACUGCUAUUGUCGACUAUAUUAAUGUCCAAGGGACAACGUUUGUGGAAGCAAAUGGUCAGCGUGGUGUAAAGAAAGCUAAUUGUCCGCAGUCAGGUUGCGACAAGAUGCUUUCCCUUGAUGACUUCUACGAGGAUCGAAUCAUACUUAGACAAGUACAGCGUGCUAAGAACGCCAAUGCUCGACAAGAUUACGACGAUGACGAUGAUGAUGAUGGCGAGGACCAUGCUGCUCCUCGUGGGACUCAACGCAAUCGGCCGGAACGGAUUGACAGUGAUGAUGAUACCAUGGAUGUGGACGAAGGUACCGCUCGCAAGAACUUGGCAAAGUUCAAAAGGGAACAGACUCGUGGAUUAAGCAUUGCACCAAGCCAUGCCGCAGCUGAGUCUUCUGAAGAUGAGGAAAUUGAGGUGAUGGACAUGGCGUAGUGGUACUGGGCUGAUUUGAAUGGCGUUGUGAGUGGCAAACUCAUUGGCGUUGGCAAAUGGGAGUGGUGUGGUGUUAGAGGUAUGCGCAGCAUUGACGUGUGUGUAAUAUCUGACAUCUGCUACUUUGUAGAACUAUUAUUUCGAGG